Oppiella nova is the source of this 2517-nucleotide messenger RNA. Lineage: Eukaryota; Metazoa; Arthropoda; Arachnida; Sarcoptiformes; Oppiidae. The record is from the annotation of a GenBank genome assembly.
AUGGAUGAUAUACAAGAGGAUCAAAGUGAGCCAACGAGUGGUCCCUCCACUGGAAGUGAUGCCAAUAUCUGUGAUCUCGAGUCUCAAGCGUUUGACGCGAAGACAUCGUUGCUGUGGGACACGGAUCAGGUGAUGAUACCGGUGGCCGGCGCCAAGAUUUUCAAUAAUAUCGACGAAUACUUCCAGAAGAGUUUUGGCAAAUCAAAGGCAUUCAAACAUUUGCCAUCCGUUAGGGACACCACUCACGAGCCGCCCAUCAAAAGGACUCUUGUGUUCGAGCCAUCAGUUUCCACACAUAAGAGACGGGAAUUACAGACAGUUUUGACUAAAAUGAAGACAACGGCAGCCAAAGGACCGAAUGGUUUGCUUCUUAAGUGUCUUAAUAAUAGGAUUAAAGUAUUGAUCAGAAGACGAAAGAGUGUGAAACUGUUUAGUGAAGAGAUCGAGAGAUUGCGGAGGGAUUUGUUGGCCGCCAGAGAGAAGAAUGGCAUUUAUGUGAACGAAGAGAACUUCCGGCAAAUGGAACAACAGAUUAAGGAUCAGAUGAUAGACAUCGAGGAAAAGAUCGCACAAAUCAAUGGAUUGCACGAAGAGAUGAAUCAAAUUCAACAGCUGUUCGAUGAGACCAAAGAGGAGUUGAACACAAAGGCCACGGAACUGGAGGUGACGACCAAGACGUUGGAUAAGACAUCGCACGCGUUGAAGGAAACUAAAAGCGAUUUACACUUAACUCGAGUCGAUAGAGACGAACAAAAGCAUUUGGUUGGCGUUCACGUGAACACUGAGAAAGUGCUGUCAACUCAGGCCAAAGAACUGCUGUCUGUGGCAGAGGUGACCACUUCUGAUGUCCACAAACUGCACAGUAAAGUGGAUCGACUCAAUAAUGUCGAGUCCAACAACUGGACCAAAACCAACGAGUUUCAGGAGAAAUUCAUGACUGAUAUGAACCGAUUGGAGGAAUUGGUGUCAAUCACCACCACUUCAUAUAACGAUAGUCUGGAAGAAAUGAAAGCCGCUAUCAAUGAGAAGACGAGUGCCACCGAAGCCGUUGUGACCGACACUCAGAACAAAAUCACGUCAUUGACUGAUUUGACGGCUCAACAGAUGACUCGUUUGUCUUCAAUCUUCCAAAAGGAUCGACUGGUUUUGGAACAGACUAUCACUUUGAAGGACAACAGUUCAGAGAUGUGGAGCUUUUUGUGUCAAACAUUUAAUGAGAUAUUGUCUGAAGUGAAGACAAACCAAACAAAUAUCUCGGAAGGCAUUGAAAAACUGAACGGAAUUAUUGCUAAACAACGGGAAGACGUGGAAGAGUUGGUUAUGAAACAAAACACUCACCUCAAGAAUAUCUCCAAAAUUACUGUCAACUCAUUGAAUAACAUUAAAACUGAUUUGAAAACUACUUUCGAGAGUCAGAGUACUAAACUGACAUCACUUAUGGAACAAAUGGAGCGCUCGGACCACGCGAACAACAAAUUACAAGAAGACUUGGACCAAGAGAUGCAACAAUUGAUUGAAAGCAUUCAUAACUUUAACGCCAAUCGCAUCAAAACUCGUGUCAAUCAUCAGAACUCGAGCUCUGAAUUGAAUACUAAGUUAAUGGAGACGAAGAAAAACUCGACUAAUUGUUUCCAAGACUUGAGUUCCAAAGUGGAUGGAUAUGUGUCUCAAAUCCAAAUGGAAGAGAAGAUUGCACUCAAAUAUGUGGAAAGCGUUGAUAACUUGAAUACAGAGAAUACCCAACAAUUGAUGGAUCAGACCAAUGAAGUGAAUGUUAAGAACACAGAACUUCCGAAUCAAAUCCAAGAGUUGAUUACCACUCGCAAAGAGACCACAUCUGAGAAGUUCUCGCAUUUCAAUCAUUUGAUUGUCGACUCAAUCAAUUCGUGCGACAAACAGAUGAGUGCCAAACAGUCGGCUCUUAAAGAGAUGUCUGACUGUCUUAAUGAAGGCCUCAGCGAACAAAAGAGUUUUGUAGUGAAUAUCGUCGAAAAUGUCAAACAUAUCACUGAAUGUGUUUCGGAGAAGACUUCAGAAAUGAGUCGAAUGUCAGAGACUAUGGAAAAGUCUCAGAUCAGAGCAAUUGAAAGCCGUUACAAGAGUUUCGAGGCAUUUGUCAAAAACGAUUUGACUAAAGACAUACCGACCGGAACGACACCACAAAAGACUGACUACAGUUACCCGCGAGACCUGCAGCAGACGUCUCCGCACGAGAGAAUUCUCGAGCGAUUCCGACUCAACAGCGCCGCCAAUACAUCACUGCCUGAAGAGAAUGAAUCGGAAUUCCUGUCCGAUUCCAACAGUUCUGCGAAGAGUUUCGGCUCUAAUGACGAGAACGCGAAGCCAUUGACUGACACUCAGAAGCGACGGAAACCAGGAUUUCAAUCGAAAAGCAAAUCCAAUUCCAGUCUUAAAAAGAUUUCAGAAUCCGAACAGACAUUCAGUGUCUCCGAUACCGAACCCCAGAAGCGAACCAUAGUUACCCCCAAGCCUUUGACGGCUAAUCGAAACAAUUAA